AUGGUUGCAGCGUCUUGGUUCGCCACGCACGUAUAUCCACGCCUGCGCUCUUGCCACCGCAACGGAACAGACCAUGUACAGGUUCUUAUGAGGACCACGAACGUAAUACCAAAACACCAAAUUCCAAAUAUCAAGAACAAGACGAACGGCCCCAAAGCAGCCGACAACGAAGUAAACAAACCACGGAAAAAAGGUAAACAAACCCUUCCUCGCACGGAACAACCCAACAACCCGGACAACCGCACAGCCCAAAGGACAGAUCGCCAGUGCAAGACUUCCUACAAGGGGGGGGGGGGAGAAUCCUCCCUCUUUUCGCAUAAUCCGCACAGGGCAAGGAUCCGCGUGGGAAAAAUUCCUGACUCUUCCCGCAUCGAGACCCUCACUCGACUAGACUUCCAUGGAGUUGUUGAUUGGGCUGCGCGGACCCUCCACAGUCCUCCAAGGACGUCCCACAAACAUCCCACCAACCCACAAGACCCCCACAUCCCCCCCACACCAGUCCCAAGUCCCUCCCCACACCAGUCCCCCAACCCACAGCAUCCCACAUCCCCCCCCACAGCAUCCCACAUCCCACACCCCAAGACGUCCCCAUCUACCCCAAAGACGUCCCACAGCAUCCACACCCACCAGUCCCCCAAGUCCCCCAAGCAUCCCACAUCCCCCACCAUCCCCAUCCCCACAUCCACCCCACCCAGUCCCCCAAGACGUCCCAACAGCUCAUCUCCCCACAGUCCCACCAGUCCCCCAGCAUCCACAUCCCACCGUCCCAAAGUCCCCACCAUCCACCCAUCAAGACGUCCCCACAGCAUCAUCCCACAGUCCCCCACCAGUCCCCCAGAGACGUCCCCACAGCAUCCCACAUCCCACACCAGUGUCCCCCAGACGUCCCCACAACAUCCACAACCCACACAGUCCCCCAAGACGUCCCCACAGCAUCCACAUCCCCACCAGCCCCCAAGACCCCCACAACAUCCCCCCACACCCCCCCACGUCCCCACAACAUCCCACAACCCACACCAGGCCCCAAGACGUCCCCACAGCAUCCCACAUCCCCCACCAGUCCCCCAAGACGUCCCACUCCCAUCCCACCAGUCCCCCAAGACGUCCCCACAGCAUCCCACAUUCCCCCCAGUCCCCCAAGACGUCCCACAACAUCCCAACCCACACCAGUCCCCCAAGACGUCCCCACAGCAUCCCACAUCCCCCACCAGUCCCCAAGACGUCCCCACAGCAUCCCACAACCCCACACCAGUCCCCCAAGACGUCCCCCACAGCAUCCCACAACCCACACCAGUCCCCCAAGACGUCCCCACAACAUCCCACAACCCACACCAGUCCCCCAAGACGUCCCCACAGCAUCCCACAUCCCCCACCAGUCCCCCAAGACGUCCCCACACAUUCCCACAACCCACACCAGUCCCCCAAGACGCAGCAGAGGACAAUGACACCACGAGGGAAAGGACGGGGCAAUCACUAGGACAAUCACAGUACCAGCCCAGUACCUCUGCAGAACGGCGGGAGGACUGCACGCCCUCGCCAUCUCGCCAAGCGCAUCCUCCAGUGGAAUCAAUGGGACUCACUGGUCUCCAAGAUGCGGAAAAUCAUAGGAUGAGUGAGAGCGUGGAAAGAGUGAGAGCGAGAGCGAGAGUGCGUCUCGGUUGCCUACUGGAGCGAGAUUUGUCGUUCUGCCCGUUGACAGGGGGGUGA
Penaeus vannamei (Pacific white shrimp) is the source of this 1707-nucleotide messenger RNA. Lineage: Eukaryota; Metazoa; Arthropoda; Malacostraca; Decapoda; Penaeidae. The record is from RefSeq and is a predicted model, not a curated record.